AUGGCUUCUCUAAAGCACUUGUUUCUUCUUUUGUUAGAAAAACUGCGACAACUUCUUCACCCAGAGUAUAAAAAUCUUGUCGUUUCAAAGAUAUGCAGUGGCCAAAAUGAAACAAUUGAUCUGUGCAAGACAAAUGGCUUUCCUUAUGGCGGUGAUGUUGAUUCUUGUUCUACCUUCAGAUCCUGUAACCACAUAUGCAAUCAGUCAAGCUGUCAAGUUAUAUCCAAGUUUGGUCGGCACUACUUCAUCAGUGCCAGUACUGAUGUGAAAGACUACAGCAUGUUCUACAUUGGGCAGGAGAGCCCGACGCUAACUAACUUUAUGAUGACAUGGAAUCAAUGUUCGUUUUGCUCAUUUGAUCCAGUGAAAGGGGUCGGGAGACAAGAAACUCUGAACGUUAACAGGGCAUUGAUGAAGCGAUACUACAUGAUUGAACGAGCCAAGGAUGCUCAAGUUGUAGGAAUUUUAGUGGGGACUCUUGGUGUUGCUGACUAUCUUUCUACCAUAGACCAUCUUAAAUCAAUUAUCAAGAAGGCUGGAAAGAAAAGCUACACCUUUGUAAUGGGUAAACUGAAUGCUGCCAAGCUGGCUAAUUUCAUGGAAGUUGAUAUAUACGUGCUUGUAGCCUGUCCAGAAAAUUCUUUGCUGGAUUCCAGUGAAUUUUACAGGCCCGUUAUAACACCAUAUGAGAUGGAGGUUGCAUGCAAUCAAGCAAGGGAAUGGACUGGAGAGUACAUUACUGACUUCAGGGACCUACUUCCAGGUGCUUGCAGCCAUAUUGAAUUUCCAGAUGAGACCUUCAAUAGUGGAGAGACUGAUAUCUCACUAGUGACUGGAGCCUUGCGAGCAGCACACCUGCCAAAGUCAGAGUGGCAAAACAAAGCAUCAAGCACAUCAUUGAUCCACAGGAAUGAGGCUUUAGCAAUUACCCAGCCACACUCAGCAGCUUCAUUCCUGGCAUCUAGGAGCUGGCAAGGCCUGCAGCAGCAACUAGGGAAGACGUCUGUGUCAAAAGCAGCAGUAGGUCAGAAAGGAAUUGCAAUUGCCUAUGAAGGAGAAGCCACAAGUUGAAGGAACUGGAAUUGGAAGUCAAUUGUGUGAGCAAAUGUGUUGAAAUCAAAAUUUCAGGAUAAUAGGCUAAUAAGAUUUAUUAAAGAUUUUUUUUUUUUUAAAA
This is a messenger RNA of Rhincodon typus (whale shark), 1174 nucleotides long. RefSeq names its product diphthamide biosynthesis 2 (gene dph2). Gene Ontology annotation, molecular function: 2-(3-amino-3-carboxypropyl)histidine synthase activity. Lineage: Eukaryota; Metazoa; Chordata; Chondrichthyes; Orectolobiformes; Rhincodontidae. Bases 1 to 1071 code for a protein of 356 amino acids. The record is from RefSeq and is a predicted model, not a curated record. Gene Ontology annotation, biological process: protein histidyl modification to diphthamide. The transcript has 3 exons.